CAUUAAUAAGAAAGAAGAAGCAAAAGCUGAAACAGCAAGAUCUGAGCGCGCGGGUGCCGACGACGAAGUCUUUGUGUCUGGUUCCUUCAACAUUUGUUCUAAAUUUCUGAGAUACUUCACCUUUACCAGUGAGUCCACAAUCCUUUUGCUAGAAUUUAUAAACAUGCACUAUUACCUAUUACAAUUAUAAUUAGACAGAGCGACCCAUGAUACUGAACAAGAGGAUGGUACCGGUAGGCUCCCGCUUUUGGCAUAAUCUCCUCCACAUUUCUUUCAUUUUCCUUUUCCUUCCACAAUGUUGUUCCUACUCUAGUGACCUUGACGCACUGUUGAUGCUCAAGAAAUCCAUGAUUGGACCCCAAGGUUCGGGGCUAGAGGACUGGGAGCCCUCUUCUCGCUACUACUGCUCCUUCUCUGGAGUUUCAUGUGACCACCAAUCACGAGUUGUUGCUCUUAACGUGACCAGUUUUCCUCUGUUUGGCUCGAUUCCGGUGGAGAUUGGGCUUCUGAACAAGCUCAUCAACCUCACCAUUGCCGACGACAGCUUAGCAGGGAGUCUUCCACUGGAGAUCGCCAACCUGACUUCAUUAAAGCUUUUGAACAUCUCCAAGAACGUCUUCAGUGGAAGGUUUCCUGGAGAAAUCAUACUCCGAAUGACGGAGCUUGAGGUUCUCGACGCCUACGACAACGACUUUAUUGGGAGCCUUCCCCUUGAGAUCGCCAGUCUCAAAAAGCUCAAAUAUCUAGAUCUUGGCGGGAGCUUCUUCACCGGGGAAAUUCCCGGAAAUUAUUCAAAUAUUCAUAACUUAGAAUAUUUGGCCCUCAGCGGUAACUUGCUUGCCGGAAAACUUCCGGCCAGCUUGGCUCGGUUGAAGAAUCUCAAGGAAUUUCAUGUCCAGUACUUAAACAAUUUCGACGGUGGAAUUCCACCUGAGUUGGGGAUGUUAGAGUCGCUGCAAGUGCUUGACAUGGCCGGCUGUGACCUCUCCGGCACGAUUCCGACGACUCUGGGCUUUUUGAAGAACUUACACUCGCUGUAUAUAUGGGAUAACCGUUUGAGUGGUAAUAUACCUCCAGAACUUUCGGGUAUGGCCAAACUUAUGAAUCUGGACCUCUCUGAAAACGAACUCACCGGUGAAAUACCAGAGAGUUUCUCAAAGCUCAAGAACCUUACACUUCUCAACCUGUUUAAGAACAAUCUCCACGGCCAGAUACCCAACUUUAUUGGUGAUCUUCCUCAUCUGGAGAUGCUUCAAGUUUGGAACAACAACUUUACAUUUGCUCUACCGGAGAGUCUUGGCCGGAAUGGAAGACUUAUUUACAUUGAUGUAAGCGGAAACCGCCUCACCGGGCUGAUUCCUCUCGAUCUGUGCAAGGGAAGGAGGUUGAGUGUGUUGAUUCUGAAGGAUAAUCAAUUCUUUGGCUCGAUUCCAGAGGAAUUGGGCCGGUGCAAGUCUCUCGAGGAUAUCCAAUUGAUGAGAAACACACUCACAGGGGCUAUUCCUGCUGGAAUCUUCAGCUUACCUAAUUUGUUCUUUAUUAUGCUCGACGAUAACCAAUUGUCUGGAGAACUUCCGAUGCAGAUGUUGGGUGCCCCACUCGAAGGCCUCACACUUUCCCGGAAUCAGAUUUCUGGAAAAAUCCCAUCCACCAUUGGUUCAUUCAAGGACUUACAAACUCUUUUGCUGGAUAACAACAGAUUCUCCGGGCAAGUACCAAAAGAAAUCUUCAGUUUACAAUCGUUAAACAGACUCAACAUGAGCACCAACGAAUUCGGUGGUGAAAUUCCGGCUGCAAUUUCUGACUGUUCCUCUCUAACGUCCCUAGAUUUAAGUCAAAACACUUUAGUUGGGGAAAUCCCAAGAGGGAUAGGCAAACUCUUUCAGAUUGGCAUUCUUAAUUUCUCAAGGAACAAGCUAACAGGUCCAAUACCUGUGGAAUUCAAAUACAUGGCGAACCUUACAACUUUGGAUCUCUCCUAUAACAAUUUCAUUGGUAGGAUCCCAACCGCAGGUCAGUUUUUAGUGUUCAACAACGCUUCAUUUAAUGGAAAUCCACAUUUGUGUUUGCCGAGAAAUGUUUCAUGCAGCUCCUAUAACCACCCACGACCUCGAGACCAUAAAGUCAUCAUUGCUGGACUCACUGGAGCUCUGGUAACUUUGCUACUCAUGCCGCUUCUCAUAUAUGUACUUAUCUGGGUUUAUAGGAAGCAAAAGAUCAGAAAGAUUGAGAAAUGUGGCUCUUGGAAGCUCACAGUUUUCCAAGUACAGCAUGAUCUCAAUAUAGAGGACGUUCUCCAGUGCCUAAACGCAGAGAACAUUAUCGGCAGGGGUGGUGCUGGAGUUGUCUACCGAGGGACAAUGCCAAAUGGUGAUCAUGUCGCCAUCAAGCGGUUGAAGAGGGAUCAGGGAUUUUCGGCUGAAAUUAAAACAUUGGGACAAAUCAAGCACCGGAAUAUAGUGAGGCUGUUGGGGUACAUGUCAAACAUGGACACUAAUUUGUUGUUGUACGAGUACAUGCCUAAUGGUAGCUUGGGACAGCUUUUGCAUGGGUCUAAUGGAGGGCAUUUGGAGUGGGAAAUGAGGUACAAGAUUGCUGUGGAAGCUGCAAAGGGAUUGUGUUAUCUCCACCAUGAUUGCUUGCCUCUGAUUAUACACAGGGAUGUAAAGUCCUAUAACAUCUUGCUGGACUCUAAUUUCGAAGCUCAUAUUGCUGAUUUCGGGCUUGCCAAGUACUUUCAAGGACCAACAGAUUGCAUGUCUUCGUUUGCUGGUACCUUUGGUUACAUUGCCCCAGAGUAUGGUCGCACAAUGAAAGUGGAUGAGAAAAUUGAUGUGUACAGCUUUGGUGUGGUUCUGCUGGAACUAGUAACAGGGAGGAAACCAGUGGUGGAACUAGUAGAAGAAGUUAUGAACAUAGUAAGUUGGGUAAGUCAAACCACAUCACAAAUCGCUCAGCCAUCCACUACAUCAUCUGUACUCACAGUAAUGGACUCCAGGCUCAGUGGGUUCCCACUGGCAAGUGUCGAGCAUGUGUUCAAGAUAGCUAUGAUGUGCGUCGACAAUCACAGCCCUGCAAGACCUACGAUGAGGGAAGUCGUCUACUUCCUCACUAAUCCUCCUUGUUCUGCUCCAGGCAUGACAAACCCUUAGGAUGUUGUGCGCUAUGCAUAUUAAGUAUUGACUAAAACUUAUAGUGCAGAUAUAGCCUGCAACAUAUCUGGUCCAAACACCACCACUUAGUGUGUGGCUUUGAAGUUUCUAUAAUAAGAAUGGAGGCUAGCAUGCAGUUGAUAUGCUUUGUUUUCCAUCUUCUACUUUCUUCUAGAAGGGCUGCUAGCAUAUUUACCUUAAGAGCAUGAUUUUUCAUAGAUAUGAAACCAAGUGAUUCCUCAUAAAAGCACAUAUUGCUUGCUUACUUUGAUCACCUUCAUUAUUUCUCAGCAAAAGAUGCCUGUUGAAAUAACUAUAUGAUUUCAUUUAUAAAUAGAAACUCUGUGUACUGCAGCAAUGAAUGUAGCCUACAAGUCUCCAAUAAUGAUGAAAAUCGGCCUUGAAGUGUAUAACAAUGAACUGAACCUUAAGGCUUAAAUCAAAUUUUCUUCUGAUCUCUCUAAUAUGAAGAUAUUGCC
Rosa rugosa (rugosa rose) is the source of this 3631-nucleotide messenger RNA. Its product is annotated as receptor protein kinase CLAVATA1-like. NCBI's taxonomy places the organism in Eukaryota, Viridiplantae, Streptophyta, Magnoliopsida, Rosales, Rosaceae. Gene Ontology annotation, biological process: protein phosphorylation. The record is from RefSeq and is a predicted model, not a curated record. The transcript has 2 exons. Gene Ontology annotation, molecular function: ATP binding; protein kinase activity; receptor serine/threonine kinase binding. The coding region runs from base 207 to 3152 and encodes 981 amino acids.